AUGGCCGGCGCCGGGGUCGCGGAGGCGGCCAGGCCCGGAGCCCCGGGACUGGGACCUCGACGGGCCCCGGCAGGGCGGCGGAAGGAGGCGGAACCUGGGCUGGAGGGCGCCGAGGAGCCGCGGGGCGCCGGCCGUCUGGCGCGUCUCCGCGGGCAGCUGCGGGCGCAGGCGGCCGGGCCCGGGGGCGCGCGGGGGGGCGGCCGGGACGAGCCGUCGGGGCCGCGGCUGGCCGAGGUGGUGGAGCGCGUGGGCGCGGCCGGGGGCCCCGCGGCCGUGCCGCCCUCACCGGGCUCCGCGUACUCCGUGUGCUCGGUGUGCGGGGAGCCCCGCGGCGGCGCCACCUACCCGGCCGGCGUGCUGGAGGUGAGCGAGCAGCGCCUGCAGGCGGGCCUGGCCGGGCUGCGCGCCGAGCUCUCGGCCGGCCUCGGGGAGCUGCGCGCCGAGCUGGCGGCCGAACUGGCCGCGCUCCGGGAAGCCCUGAGCCGCCAGCCCCCUCCGCCGCAGGAGCCCCAGCAAGACGGGCCCGGGGGCCGCCGCCGGCCCGCCGCGGGCCCCCGCAAGGACGCGCUCCCGGGCCCCACCCGCGGCCAGGCGCUGCUGCGGGCCCUCGGCACCGUCAACGCCCUGACGGCCGCCACCUCCUCCAAAGCGAGCGCCGAGCCCCCCGGGCCCCGCAAGGACGCUCCGCCCGCCCCGGCCCCGGCCUCCACCCGCGGCCAGGCGCUGCUGCGGGCCAUCGGGACCGUCAACGCCCUGUCGGCCGCCACCUCCCCUAAAGCGGGCGCCGAGCCCCCCGGGCCCCGCAAGGACGCGCCUCCGGCCCCGGCCCCGGCCCCCACCCGCGGCCAGGCGCUGCUGCGGGCCAUCGGCACCGUCAACGCCCUGACGGCCGCCACCUCCCCCAAAGCGGGCGCCGAGCUCCCCGAAAAGAAAACUCCGAAGAAGUCGCCGGCGCCCCCCGCCACUGGCCCGGCGCCCGACGGAGACUGA
Antechinus flavipes (yellow-footed antechinus) is the source of this 990-nucleotide messenger RNA. It is a transcript of the gene FAM246C, whose product is annotated as family with sequence similarity 246 member C. Bases 1 to 990 code for a protein of 329 amino acids. The record is from RefSeq and is a predicted model, not a curated record. The transcript has a single exon. NCBI's taxonomy places the organism in Eukaryota, Metazoa, Chordata, Mammalia, Dasyuromorphia, Dasyuridae.